Bombyx mori (domestic silkworm) is the source of this 6104-nucleotide messenger RNA. RefSeq names its product connectin (gene Con). Lineage: Eukaryota; Metazoa; Arthropoda; Insecta; Lepidoptera; Bombycidae. The record is from RefSeq and is a predicted model, not a curated record. Bases 182 to 1747 code for a protein of 521 amino acids. The transcript is spliced from 4 exons. Gene Ontology annotation, cellular component: plasma membrane. Gene Ontology annotation, molecular function: protein binding.
GUUAACCGCGGUGGGGGUAGAACGUGCCGCCUGUUUUCAAAGCUGAAGUGAGUUCGUUGACGACAUUUAGUUGUUUUUUUUUUAAAUGUGUGUUGUGAUAAAACGAAGACUAUGGGAAUGAUUAUCUGAAAGAUACAGAAGCCGGGCCCGAAACAUCAGGUGGAAACGAAAAUCAGAUAAAAUGGAGAGACGCGUCGCCGGAGUCAUCUACAUACUAAUCACGUUCGCUUUGGUUAAUGAGAUGUCGAUGAACGUGCAGGCCAGGGACAGCAGCAAACGGAGAACGAAAGAGAGGUCAGGAGGAUUUCAGGACAACAUUUGCGACAUAACAGACAGGGACUCAAAAGUGCAUUGCUAUUGCGAAAACACCAGGGAACCGAGGAAUGCGACUAAAGCGGAAUGCUGGAUAUUCAAUGGCGGAAUUCCUCGCGACGACCUCGUCUGGCAAAGUUUCGCUUCUCAGCCCACUUUGCAAGCAUUGUCUUUCAACGUUCGAGUCGAAGGCGCUUUGAGCUACGUGCCGACCAAAGCUCUGAUGUACUUACCGCGUCUCAGAUCCAUCAAUAUAAAAUACGGAAAUAUUUUAGAAGUAUCAUCUUUUGCUUUCGCUAAUCUCACCCAUUUGAGAGAAACUGGCUUAUCGCAGAAUCAAAUAGAAACAUUACAGCAGUAUUCGUUCGCUCACUUGCCAAAUGUAACGACGAUAAAUUUAGAAGAUAAUACGAUUUUAGACAUAGACGCGGAGGCCUUUUAUGACGUGCCGAAACUACAAAAGCUGGUGUUCACGAAAAACAAUAUAUCAACGAUAAGGAAUGGGACGUUCCAACACACGUUCAAUCUAUUGGAGUUGGAUUUGAAUAAAAAUAAUAUAUACAAUUUGAAUCGUCGCACAUUUGAUGGAUUAGCGAACUUGAGGAAAUUGGACCUGCGAAAGAAUAGAAUACAGAAUCUGACCGAAUUCACUUUUGCCGAGCUAUGGAACUUGCAGGAGCUGUUACUGGGAAAAAACGAUUUGAAAUUCAUUUCUGAAAGGGCGUUCGACGGAUUAUCGCAGUUACGGAAACUGUCCCUGGACGAUAAUAAGCUUGGGUCCCUACCGUCUGGCUUAUUUGAGGGAGUGCGGGGCCUGAGUUCGCUGGACCUGCGUUCGAACGAGCUUCACGCUUUGACUUACGACAAUAUCAAACCGAUCCUCGAUAAUUUGAAGCCGCAGAAUAGCAACUUGCUGCUCGAAGAUAACAGCUUUGUAUGCAAUUGCAAUUUAAAAUGGAUGCAUGCCUUGAGGAAUGAAACGAAAAGUCAGAACACUAAGGAUUCGUUAGAGAACGUGACAUGUAGACUGGACCCACCAAUCGUCAGCUCUGCUUACAACAAAAUACCCGAAACGGACAAUGCACCUUUCAACCAGGAGAUCCUGCACGCUGGACUGACCAUAGAAACCCUCAACGAGAAGAUGAACAUAACGGAGAAGAAAGGAGAUCUCAAGGACAUCGUCGAAGCCGCCAAUGAAAUCCAAACGAAGAAGGGAGUUAAAAGGAAUGUUUUGAAAUUUCCCCCGGAAACUUUACCAUGUCCCAGGGAGGUCGUUAAGACCACCGAGGCUCCUACAUUUAUAAUCGAUCCAGUUAUUCCAAUACAGAACGAAAUGAAAACGUAUAGGUAUCAUGAAAUGAAUUCUGGUCACGGCCUGUCGCUUAGAUUUAGCAUAGUGUUAUAUAACAUCUGUUUAGCUUUCUUUUUCACUUAGGCUAUUAAUGUUUAAGGACCUAGAUAUAUAAUAUUAAAGGAUACUAUAUUAUUUUCGUGGCUGUGUAUUGAAGAGUAUUAAGAAAACAGCUGCAAGUUAUUUUAAUGUUUGUACGUGUGCGAUAGAGCUCAGAAUCUUUUGGGAAAAUGGAACCGUCCAAUUUCAGUGAGCUUCAAUAAAACUUUUUUUUUCUUUGUUUAAUAAACAGUAUUAACUUUAAAACAAGAACAAUAUUUUUAUAAUGAAAAUUAAUAUUAUGAUUGUCUUAUUUUCCUUAAUGAUAUCGAAAGUAAUAAAAGAAGUUAUUAUCAAAUCUAAUAUUCAAAGUUUAAAAUUUAAACUUUUAAUUUAGUUUGACUUAAAAUAUUCUUAUUUAGAUUGACUGAUAAAAUGAGCAAGUGUGUAAAGUAAACAAAUACAUAAACGUGUUAACAUAUUAUUCAUUCCAAAAAUAAAGCGGGUGGAACCGCAGGAUAAACUUGGUAUUUCACUAGAAUGCGAACGACAUUUGUCAAAUUAUAUUAAGUCAAUUGCUCUGUCGUUAGUCAGUCGUAAAUGAAGACUUUGAAUUUCUCAAUAAUCUUCAGUACAUAGCUAUCAAAGACCGCUUAAAACAAACAAACCACAUAAUUGAGCCACAUUAUAAAGUAAACACAAAUUAUUUAUGUCCUAUUAAUGCGUCAAAGUUUUCUCUGCCUUGCUACUAAGAUAGUCCCAUAGUACCAGGCGGCUAGAACUUAGGUUCGAGAUACUAUGUGCACCACUUUGAUGACCAUAUUCAUCGCCUAUUAGUAUAUUAUGAGAGCUUAAUAAGGCAUUUGGGCUACAAGGAAACUUUGUUGCACUGAUUACGAAAACGAAUAAGAAUAGCACUUACUGUUUAACGCGAUUAUGAUCACAGAUUAUACCCGAAUGUAUGUUUGUAAUUUUAAUAUAGAAACUAUUGUAUCUAAAUGUAAGACAUGAUCUCAGUAUGGUUAGUGUGAGUAUUUUUCAUUUAAUUACUAAUUUAUUAUUUGUGUGUGUAUGUAUAUGUAUAUCUUUAUAUGACGGCUCACAAUGAGCCUUUAUGGGUUGGGCUAAUCUUUCUAUUUUUGCGGCAAAGUUUUAAGUUCUGUCUGGAAAGUGGGAACAGCUAUUUUACAAUAUAAUUAAGAUUUCGACUCGACUCGAUUCCUUAGCACGCACCUUACACGUUAUGUCUAUGAAAUAACUUAGUAUUGCCUUUUAUUUCGAUUUUUGUUAUACAUACACAAAAUAUCACUACAUAGUAUAAAACAAAGAAGCUUUCUCUGUCCCUAUAUCCCUAUGUAUGCUUAAAUCUUUAAAACUACGCAACGGAUUUUGAUGCGUUUUUUUUUAUAAGAUAAAGUGAUUGAAGAGAAAGGUUUGUAUGUACAAUAACAUCCAUUAAAUAGUGGAAAAAUCAAUAAUAAAUUACAGUUUCCGAAGCGAAGCGAAGGUGGGUCGCUAGUAAUCUAUAAACAAACAAAAUCCGAUGUAAUGAGCAAUGAAAAAAAGAGCGAAUUAUGAAAAAUGAUGAUGUUUAGUAUACCUCAAAUACCUAGUCAGGCUCGAACCUAAAAACAGCGUAAUGAGUCGAACAAGCAACACCGCUAGACUACGAAAACGUUUCACUAUAGCACCUGUGUAUAUCUGCGUGAAGCAGUAAUGCGUUUCGAUUUGAAGGGCGGGGCAGCCGUUGUAACUAUACUUGAGACUUUAGAACUUAUAUCUCAAGGUGGGUGACGCAUCUACGUUGUGGAUUUAUAUGGGCUCCAGUAACCACUGAAUACCAGGUGGGCUGUGAGCUCGUCCACUCAUCUAAGCAAUAAAAAAAACCAUGUUCGAUCGCCACGCUGUUUUAUUUCUUUAAUUUCAUGAUAUUAGAAAUCCAAAGCUAAUGAAAGUGAAACACGAGAAUCACUUCAUAGGAUGGACUUGAAAUUAACAAUAUUUAUCCCUGAUACUAUACACCUCGCGACCAAUGCUUAAAACUGUAGGAUAAAUCUACUCUUCCUCUUAAUUUUAGGGCGCUAUGAUCUUAUCUUUCUUCAAAUGAGACUCCAACAGGAACUGACAUAAUUGUGCCUAUGGUAUUGCCAGUUUUUAUGGGGCAUUGACCGCAUUCCCGCAAGUUGGCUGCAAACUCAUCAAAAACAUUUGCACAUAGUUUUGUACAUAGCAUAAUAUAUUUCAACUUUAGCUAAGGGUCUUAUUACGAUGGUAAUGAAUCGCUGCAUAUAAGCCGAAAGGACAUAUGUGUAUUAAGAUAUUAAAUGUAUUUAGUCUUUAGUUGUAAACCACUAACAGUGAUUUUAGUUUGUGCAAAGUAACAAUAGCAACUUUACGAUGGUAGUUUCGAGAAUUUGAUGAAAAAAAUUCACAAUCUCCUUCCGCUUGUUUAACAUAAGUAAUAAUAAAAGUAUCAUAUAAUUUUUAACAACUCAAUUAAGGUUCCCCGAAGAAAGGAAGUUACGAUAAUAAGAACUGAAGCUAAAAAGGGACGAAGCACGUGAAACCUUAACGUUCGAAAGGGAUGAACAGAGGUAAAUCGGUUUUUGUGCGGAAGAACAUAAAUAAGAGUAACCCUCAAAUUUGGCUUAUUAAAUUUUUGUAGCAUCUUGUUUUGAAUAGUGCUCGAGGUCUUGCGGUAUUAAGCCUGUCUCAUUCUCAAGCGGUUACUGUAUUAAAGGUUCAAGACUGGAUAUGUACCACUCACAAAAAUUCCAAAUUCCAAUCGGUAAUCUUGUCGCCAGAAAUACAAAAAAUAAAUAUUUAUAUAUUUGUUGGGAUUUUAUGUGCUCAAGUGUUUAAUAUUUGAUUCAUUUGAAACUUUGGGCAGUUAUUGUUAGCAAAUCUAUUAAACUAUUAAGGCCCGAUAGGUAGCGGGUGUAUUAUGGUUUUAACUCAUGGCUGCUUUUUGACGUGACAACGUCUUAUAAUUCGAUGGAGCCGGCUGCACGCACGAAAAACCAUGACUCAUGCGGCGUUACCUCACUCUGAGGCGUUCCAUUUGAGGCUUGAAGUGCAAGCGAGAGCGCGCAACGAGCAACAAAGAAGCACCAUCGGCCUCCGCGUACGGCAGCGUUCGACAUCUGUCUCUCUCCUACUUGAGUGAGCGAUGCAUCCGCGUGGACAGCUGCAUUUACAUGUUUUCGUCAAGUAUGAAGUUCAGUGAAAAGUGAAUGUAGUGUCAAUUGUUUAUAGCAACGAUAAUUGCGAUAAUUGAAAAAUAAAACCAUUCCAUCAGUAUUUUCUUAUGACGUUGUCACGUUCAACUAUCGUCAGUAAGCCGACUUUACAGACAACCGAUUUUUUCAUAAAUUAAGAAGAACUCAGGGUUUCAAAGUAUGUCUUAUGUUUGUAUGUUGGAAUACAAAAUAACUGUAAUUAAUGUAGUGAGUCUAUAAGUACGGUCAGCUACAGAAUUCCCUAUAUAUCUUAAUCUCUUUAUUCUUAUGAACACUUGAAAUAAAUAAAUAAAAAGUUGACGUUAGUGCUUUUGUUUACUACAUGCGUAAAAUGAUUAUAUAUUUAGUAAAAUAUAUUUUAUUAAAAUGAUAAGAAUACAAAUUAUAUUCCUUAAUUUAUAAGAAUGCGACCACUAAUUAGUGUACUUUAUUAAUCAUAGAUGGCGUUGAUUUCAGUUUUUUUUAUUGUACUAUCCAUGCACUUUUGCGGCCCACUGUACAUACAGACUACGUAAAAAACUUGCAAAAAUUUACGAAAUUAUUAUAAUACCUAAUGCAAUUUAAUUUUUAAUGACUUGUGAUGUAUUUUCUUGUCAGCUUAAAAUAUAAAGGCAUGAAUAGAUUGUAAUUCACUUAUGUAUUCACUAGCUGUAGCCGGCGGCUUCGGCUGCGUGAUCAAAGAAAUGUGUCCGUGUAAUUUGCCGUGAUAAUUACGUAUUGUUCGGGAUAAAAUGUAGCCUAUGUCACUCUUCUGACUGAAUACUAUAAAUUUUAAUAAUCAUGUCAAUCUGUUGCUUCGUUUCGACGCGAAAUAAGGACAAACAAACACACUUUCACAUUUCUAUUAGUAGGAUUUUGAUUGAUUAUAAAUGUUUUGGGAUCCAAUCAAGACUUUCUACGUCACAGCUCGUGUUUCUCAUACCGUGACCUGUGUACUGGACGGGCUUAUCAACGCAUUUAAGAUAUUAAAAGAAGCUAAUUGGUUAUCAAAUAUUCUAAGUAUCCACAGAAAUAAUGAAGAUCCAUUCAUCUCUAGUUCUAAUCGAGAACGAAUAGCCUCUAAUAGAGAAGAUUUUCUUAAAUGUUUUGUUUUCUAUACUAUACGAUACUCACACUUGUGUCAUUGAUAAAAUUAAAUGCGUUCUUAUGUGUAUAAAUAUUAA